GGAGGACAAAGGGAAGGAAGAGGUGAAAAACAAAGUCAGACAGCAUAUACUCUCUCUCUCUCUCCCUUUCUCUCCCUCUGUCUCCUUCUGUCUGCCACUCUGUCUCUUUUCCCAUCAUGCUGGACUCGCUCAUAUUCCUCCUGGAGAAGCUUUUCCUCCUCGCCCACAUCAAGGUAUCCAGCCUGCUGUCUCCGCCUGAACGGGAGAAAGGAGACGCGCCGCUCACCAAGCGCUACGAUCGCGAUGACGGGCUCCCUCAGGCGCCCGGCGGCCCGCAGAAGCUCCAGCGGGGCGACCUGCUGGAGGUGCCGCGAACUCUCUUCACCCAUUUCGGCAUCUACCUGGGCGACAACCGGGUGGCGCACCUCAUCCCGGACAUCCUGCCGGUGCUGACCACCGACACCCGGCAAAUCCAGGAGAUGGUGACCAACACUCGGCUGCUGCUGGGCGUGCUGUCCAAGCAAGCCAGCAUCCGGGUGGACUCGGUGGAAGACUUCGCGUACGGCGCGGGGAUCCUGCUCAACGCCAUGGACCGGACCAUGCGCAGGAGCCCGCUGUCCAGCGAGGAGGUGGCCCGGCGGGCGGAGAGGCUGGUCGGGACCGUAUCGUACAGCCUGCUGUGGAACAACUGUGAGCACUUCGUCACCUACUGCCGCUACGGCACGGCGGUCAGCCUGCAGACCGACAAGUUUUGCGAGUGUCUAAAGUCCCUCAUCCAGGACCAGCGAAACGUUUUCCUGACGGCGUUCCUGGGAAUCCUGUCCAUGGUGUGUUUGGGGAUAUCCUCCAGCACCGCCCUGCCCACCCUCCUCAUCCCCUUCACCCUGUGGAUGGCCAGCUAGACCAGCCUGGAUCACACACACACACACACACACACACAAACUCACACACAUAUACACAAGCUCAGUAUCAAGCCUUGCCAUGACACGUUUGGACAGUGUUUGUCAGUGUGUGACAAAAGUUGCGCCACCGUGAUGAAAGAGGGACAAAAAAUGAUUAUAAUGUUUACGCUGCUUCCUGACAAAAUAGAGAAAAUGGAAAUUAUAAUAAAAAAUUUUCAGGUUUUUUUUUUUUUUUUUUAAUCACCGAAGUCCCACCCACACUGUUUGAUUGACAGAUGAUCUCUGGGAACUACAGUGUAGGAACAGCCACAACAAAUAGUCCUUAGCAACAAAGAUGGGGAAAAAAAAAGAUUUUAUAUUUUAUGAAUUAUUAUAUUAUAUUUGACACAUUUUGUAUAGUAUCAAGUUCAGUGGGUGUUUUGUCAGGAAGGCGAUGACAUUAUAAUCUGUUCCUGUUGUCAUUCUUCCAACAUAGUGGCGUGUCCUGUGUAACUGCUGGUAACCGCCCUCCAAACAUCGCAUGACCGGCCUCCAUUCUGCAAGUAAACAUUUCAGGAGACCGAGAAACCACAGAAUUAGAGUGAGUAGGACCGGCGUUCCCAUCCAGAUGUGCAGUCAUGUCAUUCAUGUGGCACAUUUCAGAUGGCUUCCCUUAACGUCUGAUAGUGCUUGGUGGUGAGAAAACGCAGGAUGGGUCUGACAGCAGGCGUGUCGCCACGGCAACAGCAUCAUCGGAUUGUUCUCAUUUAUUGACCAAACUUAAAACAAUGCACAUUUCAAUGUAUUAUUUUUUUUAAAUUGUAAUUUACCCAGGGAAGGUUUGCUGAGAUGAUACUGACAUAGUCCAGUGAAAACCGCACAUCUCCAAAAGGUCCUGUUAGCAACAAGUAUAAGAAAAAAACAGUCUUGUUGACAGCUUAAAUGCAACUUAAAUGCCACAUGUUUGACUUCAUCUAAUUGGUUUUUAAUGGGUUUCAUCGGCCCGAGGCUUGAAGAACUUUCUCAACCCACACACGAGCAUAUGAUCCUUCUUAUUCCAAUUAAAAACAUGAAAAAAUACACAUUCCCAGAACAACCACAAUCUGCUGCUCGGCUUCUACCGAACAGUCCACCGAUUAUUUUUGUUGCCGUCUUAACUGCACCAAAGGAGAUGACGAUGACGCGACCCAGGGAGGGAUCCUUUGCCGUUCCGUCCACUGUAAAUCUCUGUUUUUACGUCGCACCGCAGACUGUAUACUCCACUGUUUACAAUGAAACCGUUGUAGGGAUCACAGACAGCCGAGUGCCUUCACGUUUCUGCUCAGCAUAUCAUAACCUCAGCCCGAAUCGAACCCUCUGCACUCUUUGACUUUUUAUACAGGCUAAGCGCUUCUGUAAAUAUUUUGUAGAUAUUGUUCGCGACUUGAUUGUUUCCUAACAGUCAAAAACUUUUGUACAGAAUUUUUUUUUUUUUUUUGGACAUCAUAACACUUUAUACUGUUUUCUAUGUAAAUAAAAGGAGUUGACA
Molecule: messenger RNA, 2349 nt
Organism: Myripristis murdjan (pinecone soldierfish)
Lineage: Eukaryota; Metazoa; Chordata; Actinopteri; Holocentriformes; Holocentridae
Product: lecithin retinol acyltransferase-like
Exons: 2
Coding region: 117-842 (241 amino acids)
Biological process (GO): vitamin A metabolic process; retinol metabolic process
Cellular component (GO): rough endoplasmic reticulum
Molecular function (GO): phosphatidylcholine-retinol O-acyltransferase activity
Source: RefSeq, a predicted model, not a curated record